AUGUCUAGUUCGACUAGUUCGAGUGAUGAAGAAGAUAUUGUUAUGUACUAUUGGUACAAAAGGAUGCAAACAAAAAAGAAAAGGAAAUAUUGGGUUCAUCCUUAUAUUGAGAAAAAUAUCAACUGCCGAACUUUUGUAGCUGCCAGAGAACUACAAGAAACCGAUGCAACAUUUUUGGCAUUUUAUAGGAUGUCUAGAGAGUCCUAUACAGAACUUGUAACAAUUAUUUCUCCUGCCAUUCAUCAGCAGAACACUCACCUGAGAGAAUGUGUGAGUCCAGAGGAACGGAUAUUAAUCACAUUAAGGUAA
Macrosiphum euphorbiae (potato aphid) is the source of this 309-nucleotide messenger RNA. NCBI's taxonomy places the organism in Eukaryota, Metazoa, Arthropoda, Insecta, Hemiptera, Aphididae. The record is from the annotation of a GenBank genome assembly.